UGCGUGUUUUCAUAAACAAAACACAUUUUUCUCCCGCCGGUGCCGCAGCUCGGUCCUCCUGCUGUCAGCCUGCCAGCAUUGUCGGAUUUCAGCUCCUGCCUUUAGACGACAGAAAGCUUCCGAGCUGGUUUAUUUUAUCUAAAGAAAGAAGAAGAGUCGGUUUAACGGAGGCUGUGUGUCAGAGCUGCCGCCAGCGCAUGGCCGACCGUUUGUACCGAGACGACCUGUCGACCGUAAAGCUGCUUUAAUUUGGACGUUUUUCAGCUGUCAGCAGCAUUGGUCCGCUGUGUAGACUUUAACCAUCAUCUUUAUUAUCAGACAUGGUGAAGCUGACUAAAGCGAAGACGUUCCAGGCCUACCUGGACUCCUGCCACCGUCGCUACAGCUGCGUGCACUGCCGUGCCCACCUGGCAAACCAUGACGAUCUGAUCUCAAAGUCUUUCCAAGGCAGCCAGGGCAGAGCCUACCUCUUCAACUCUGUCGUCAACAUCGGCUGCGGUCCUGCAGAGGAGAGGCUGCUGCUCACGGGACUUCACGCAGUCGCCGACAUCUACUGUGAAAACUGUCACACCACGCUGGGUUGGAAAUAUGAACAGGCCUUCGAGCUGAGUCAGAAGUACAAGGAGGGGAAGUUCAUCAUCGAGCUGUCCCACAUGAUAAAGGACAACGGCUGGGACUGAGCGGGCAGCCUUCGUCUUUCUCCAUGACUUUUUCAUAAGUUGCAUCCCGCUCGUCUUCAAAAGGUGUAGCUUCCUCAUCCCGCUCCAGAGCCAUCGCUGUGCCACACUUUUCACUUCGUCCGGCUUUGCCAAGAAUAGCAUGUGAUGCCUUAUGUCUUCUGUUCUUCAUGUUCUUCCAGUGAUCACAACAACAUGUUUGCUGAGAUUUCUAUCCCGCCUGCUAGUUGUGCUGGGACAUGGACCGAGUGAGUGUCGGGGUUUGUGUGUGUGAGAGACUGGGAGGUGUAGUCGCACAGACACGUGUGUGAGUGCUGGAUUUUCAAGUGUUUGAGUGAUUAAACCCUCGUAAGCGACCACGGAACAGCCUCAGUCUUUAGGGGGCGGGGCCAAUGAGAGUCAAAUAAUCUGACCUUACAAAUGGAAUGCAGAUUUUUUGGGUUUUCCUUUUGAGUUAAAGGUGCACACUUAGAUUUAUCCGACCCAGUUCAACCCGUAGAUCAUGUUUGAGUGAUUCAGAGGUUUGGGAAUGCUUAGAGCGACGGAACGGGCUUGUUGUUGUUUUUGUUUUUUUUAUCAGUGAAUUCAUGUUUUUUAUAUGAGAAUAGUAACUUUAGUUCUAUUUUUGCCAAAUGCAAUCAGGAUGUUGAAAUAUUAACGCUAAAUCCUGCAAAAGUCUCCUGCAGAUUCAGAAAUUUAGAGCAAGAGUCUGCUUGUAUGGAUGAGUUUUACCAUGUGUGUGUGUGUGCGCUGAGACGUCUUUGCUUUAGUCUUUGGUUCACAUCUAGAGUUUCCUGCACAGUUUUGGGACGUUUUCACUUUUACUGAACGCUGCUGAGAUCUGUCCUUCAUGUGUUUCCUGUACAGCCUUACACCGAGCCGCCCUUACACACAUCAUGGCAUUUACUCAAUCGUGUUAGAAAGCAGAGUGUGAUUAGGAUCAUGUAGCAUAUUUAUGGUGAUUUUUAAUGUCUGCUUCUUUCAUUAAAGUGUAUUAUUUUAACCUGAUCUUUCAUUAAAAGGCAGAGGUGUCUGUAA
Molecule: messenger RNA, 1715 nt
Organism: Labrus mixtus (cuckoo wrasse)
Lineage: Eukaryota; Metazoa; Chordata; Actinopteri; Labriformes; Labridae
Gene: ypel3
Product: yippee-like 3
Exons: 5
Coding region: 321-680 (119 amino acids)
Source: RefSeq, a predicted model, not a curated record